UUCCUGCUGUAUCAUCCAGAUUUUGGAGGCUCGAUACAAUUUUACCCAUCUUAGCCAUCUAAAUUUCCCGACUUCAUCACCCUCCUCCCACUAUGGCCUCCUCCUCAUCAGUAGGAGAUAAACAACUGCAGCGGAUAAUCAGAGAUCUGCAUGAUGCAGUUGCUGAGUUGAGUAAAGAACACAAGGAAUAUGGUGAACCCAUAACCGAUGACAGCGGCAAUUUGCACAAGUUUUUCUACAAGCUGGAGUACCUUCUACAGUUUGACCAGAAAGAGAAGACAACCUUUCUUGGGCAGAGAAAAGACUACUGGGAUUACUUCUGCGACUGCCUGAUUAAGAUCAAGGGACCUAACGAUGGCAUCCGCUUCGUUAAGUCCAUCCCUGAGUUGAAGACUUCACUGGGAAAAGGAAGGGCCUUCAUCCGCUACUCACUCGUUCACCAGCGUCUUGCUGAUACUCUGCAGCAGUGUCUCAUAAAUCAGAAAGUUACAAGCGACUGGUAUUAUGCCCGGAGUCCCUUCCUCAAGUCCCACCUCACCGCUGACAUAAUCAACCACCUUUAUGAGCUCAACCAGAUCCAAUUUGAUGUGGCCGCCAGAGGUUACGACCUUGAUGCAGAUUGGCCUACAUUUGCAAGGCGGACUUUAGGAGCUGGCUCUUCAGCUUCUCUUUGGAAGCCUCCAAGUCGUUGCUCCAGUAUCAACAGCCUUGUUAGCAGCUAUUCACACGCACAGGCACAGGAGUUUCUCCCAAUCCCAGAUUUGAGUCACAGUCUGCUUGGAGAACUGGGCAAGCUGGGAGAGCCUUCUCCCUCCAGUGUCGCCGAGAAUCUCCGCAUCGAACUUGACCAAUCGGAGCUCAGACAGCAGGAGCUUUCGGUACGGGUUGAGGAGUUGGGGAAAGAGGCUGCUGAGCUGAAAGGUGUCAUUAAAGACCUUCAAGACCAAUUAUCAGCUCAGAAGUCUUGCAAUUCAGCAUCUGUCGCAGCCCAAAGUUGCCAAGAAACAGGUAAUGAGGACAGAGUAAAUCACCAUCAAAGCUGCAGGGAAUCAGCCAUAACUGAUUUACAAGACAGACUCACAGCUGCUGAGAGCAGAAAUAUGGAGCUUCUCUCAAAGUUAGAUGAGUCUCUUAAAGAAAAGGGACAACAAACAGCCAGUUACUGCGACUCAGCGUGGAAAAUUCAGGAACUCCUGGACAAACUGAAGACUGCACAAGAGGAGAGAUUAGAGGCGAAGAGAGAGGCCGAGGACAGGGCCAGGCACUCUGAGCGUCUGUCACAGGAACUAAAACUAAGGGAAGAUGAGUUGAGAAAAAGCGAGGAGAAGCUGGCUGAGGUGAAAGCUGGUGCCCACGAUGAACGAGAGCAAGCAUUUGUGCGGUUGGAAGAGCUCCAAAGUGCGGUCGGUCGAAUCCAGGGGGCAUUGACUGUAAAAGAGAAGGAGACGGGUAACUUGAGAGCCCAGCUUCAGGAUCUGCAAGCCUCACUGGAGUGCAGGGAACGGCAGGCAGAGGAACUGAGAAAAAGACUCCAGGAGGAGAGGGACGAGGUACAACAGAGAUGCGCUAUGAGCAGUAGCCACAGUGAGGAACUUGAGGUGCAGGCUUUGGAUUUCAAAAACACUCUAAAAAGCAGAGACAGGGAACCGGCUUCCAGUUCAGAAAGGAUCCAGCAUUUCGAGGAGCAGUUGGAGAAGCUAAAUGUUGAGGGAGAAACUCUGUGCUCCCGAUCUGAUGAUAAAAACGUUGCAGUCUGUGAUGAAACUGAGAACACUGAUGAGUACAAAACUCAGUGGAACAAUCUCAUGGAAAUGAACACAAAGCUCCUGCAAAUGGUUAGAAAGAGUGAGGAGAGCAUCACAGAACUAACAGAGAGCAGGGCUGUCCUCUUCGACCAGCUGGCUACUUUGAAGGCCUCUGAGAAACAUUUAAAAGGCAGAGUGGAAGCUGCAAACAUGAGCGUGGAAGACAGAGAGAAGGUGCUUUUGGAUAAAAACCUGCAUUUGGAAGAAACUCUCCAAAAAGUGCUUUUCCAGAAGGAAAAAUCAGACGAGCGGUUAAAGAUGUUAGAACAGGACAAUAUGGAGCUCUCGGAGGCUCAGUCCUCUUUGAGUGAGCAGAUGGCCAUAACUAAACAGGAAAUGGAUUCACUCACAACCAAAGCUGAAAAGCUGGAGAAGAACCUCACAGUCUCCCAAAGAGGUCAAGCAGAGCUGCUUGAGAAGCUCCAUGAAACCGAAGCUAAGCUCAGAGAGCAGACAGUGAAAUGUGGCCUCCUGCAAGCUCGAGCAGAUGAGCUGGAGAGCAGGAAUGGAGAGCUGAACAAUGAAAAAGGUGCUGCAGAGAGCAACGAAAAAAUGCAGAAGCUCCGCGCUGACCACCAGACCUCCUCCCUGGAGGCCAAAGAGGCGCCGAUCAGGCUGGUCAUCGCAGAGGCUCAACUGGAGCUCAACCUGAGGGAGAUCAGCAGACUCAGAGAAGAGGUGGUGGAGCUCAGGGCUCAGCUCCUGGCAGGGAACGAGGAGAGGGUGAAAAUUCAGGCCAUGCAGGAGGUGACCGAGACCUCCCGAGAGGAUCUUCGUAGUUUAGCAGAUCAGCUGAAGGCCCAGGUGGAGCAGCUGAACCGGCGGCAUGUGGACGAGAUCCUUAGAUCUCGGGAGCGCGAGGAAGCGCUCGUCCGUGAGCGUGACGGCGAGGCGCAGGCUCGAGCGGGUCUCGCCGCAGAGGUGACGGCAUCCAGAGAGGAGUUUGAUCAAAUGAAACUACGCUUCGAAGGUCUGCGCGUGGAGAACGGCGAGUCGCGGGAGGCCCUGCACAGAGCCAACACGGAGACGGCAGAACUGGGAGUACACGUGUGCAUGCUGACGGCUGAGAACGAGGAGGCCCGUCUGCGCUGGGAGGGCCUGUCGGCCAGGCUGCAGGAGCUGGAGGAGGAGGCGGCUCAGGAGGCAGAGAGGCUGAACAUGCGGAUGGAGCAGCUUUGCCAGGAGAACCAGGAGCUCAGCAGUCAGCUCCAUAACAAUGAGGAUCUGUUGGGAUCCGAACAGAAACUGCAGUCAGAGCUGAGCAAAGUUCAACAGGAGGCCAAAGCCGUGCAGCAGACGAGCCAGGAGGAGAUUCAGGGACUCCGGUUCCAGCUCAGCAGUCAGGCCAUGCACUACAGCAACCAGCUUCAGAGUGUGAAACAGGAGUCACAAGAAGUGAGGUUGCAGCUGGUGACUGACCAGGAGAAAGUUAUUGACCUCCAGAACAAUCUCAAGCAGCUGGAGGCUGAGAAUCAGAGAUAUUACCAACAGAUUGAAGAGAAAAACAUCCAGAUGGCCGAGUCUGCAAAUCUCCUCCUGCGGAAAGAACACGAGAUAAUCCAUCUAAAAGAGAAUUUAUCAAGGUGUGAGGAGAGUCUGACGGCGGCUCAGCAGACCUGUCGUGAGAUGGCUGAGAAUCUGCGGCGGCUCAAACAGGACAAACAGAGCCUUGACCUUAGGACAGCUGCUGAGCUCGAUGAUCUUUACCGUACCAAAAUCAAUCUGGAGGAACGACUUGUGGAGCUUAUCAGGGAGAAAGAUGCACUUUGGCAGAAGUCAGACGCUCUGGAAUUUGAGCAAAAGCUGCGGGACGAGGAGACGGAGAGGGACGUUAACUACUGUCUCGGGUGUCACACUCAGUUCAGCUGGUGGCUCCGCAAAUACAACUGCAGACUCUGUGGGCGUCCCUUCUGCUAUUACUGCUGCAGCAACGCGGUGAGCACCCAGCAGGGAGGAACCAGGGAGCGCUGCUGCGGGGACUGUUACAACCAGCACAGUGCAGUAGUUGAGCGCCACCCGGAGGAUCAAGGGACUCACAGCACACCGGAUUCAUCUUUCAGCCGCCUGCUUCAGGCUGGCCGAGCUGUGAUCAAUGUUACAGGUGGAGAUGAAGGAGAAAAACUGGAUGAUGGAGUUUUUGACAUCAUCACAGAUGAGGAAGUGAGCGGCGUUUAUGACAGAGAACCUCACUUUUUUGAUACUCCCUGCUCACCUGGACAAGGACAGCAGGGGGCAGCACAACUAACCAGCAGCGCCAGUGCAGGAGACAUCGUGUCUGAUGCCGAGGACGUCUGUACUGCGGUGCAGGAUGCAGAGAUCUGCCUGCUGAAGUCUGGAGAACUCACACUCUCUGUCCACUUCAUGGUGGAGGACAUCUCAGGGUUUGGGAGCAGCUCCCGCGAGCUCUUCAUCAAGUCCAGCUGCUACAGCUUUAUCCGCAUCACCAUGAACUGUCCUGGUCCCACCGUCUCCUGGACCUUCACCUCGGAACCAAAGAGCAUUUCCUUCAGUGUGGUCUACAGGGAGAAUUCAGAGACUCCGGUGGAGCAGGCCAAGGUGUUGAUCCCUCUGACUCGCUGCAACUCCCACAAGGAGACGAUACACGGGGAGCUGAAAGUCAGAAACCCAGGAGAAUACACUCUCAUCUUUGAUAACUCCUUCUCCAGGUUCAUCUCGAAGAGGGUGCAGUAUCAUCUGAGUCUAGACAAGCCUGUGGUCUACGACGGAAGCGACGUCCUCUGAAGGUGCGACACUGCGUUCUGUGUCAAGAUGUUUGCACACGUACAUCAUGACAAGGCAAAACGGUGCUGCAGAGCAACUUCGGUCAAAGGUCGUGGCAUUUUAAAAAUGAAACACUAAGAGAGGCUGAUAGAAUGCACUACGUUUUGUAAAAGCUCGUUUACAUGUAGCAUCGAGGACGACCAGCAUCACUCCAAAGCAAACAAUGCAGUUAUGAAUAUUUGAAUGCGAAGAGCUGGGGCUGCACAUACAAGUGGAUUAACACCUACAGUUGUAGCUGCUGCAUCCAACUUUGCAGAAGUAAAAGUGCAUGUUUUGAUUUUCUUGGGGUUGAGUCGUUUACCACAAGACCACAUGAAAUAUGAUGCUUUCUGUACAGUUUGAUAUGAUCAAUAUUUUCUGUCGAUGAUAGUUAGACUUUUUUUGUUGCAAUAUCAGUAUUUCUCAUUCUCUUUGACAUACUAAAGAAGCUGCUAAUGUUUUUUUUAUUAUUUAUUUAGCUUUAUACUUGCUUUAAUGAACCAUUAUUAAACCAUUUGAUAUCAUUGACUUUUUAAAUCGGCUUUUGAAAUUUCAUAUGAACCUUUUUAUUGGCAUACAAAAUAUCCAGUCUGAUAUUCGUCGUGGUUGCUGUUGCCUUUCAACAAUCAGAUUUUAGAAGAGGUGGAUUAGUUUUUAUGCAGCUAUAAGGAAAGGAGAGUGAGAACAUGUGUUUAAGCUGCAGCACCAACACAGCUUUUGCUUUCGUUUACAGAAUCAUAAACAGAAAAUUGUUUUAAAUCAAUGCAAUCUCUCUAAUUGUUACAGUUCAAGACAGGGUAGAAUGCAGAUAGCUGCUUUAUAUACAUAUAUGAAAUGAGAACGUCUGCAUUAUUACUUAAGUAAGACGGAUCAGAGGGUUAAGUUUCAAUACUUUAAAUAAUUAACUAUUUUUAGGACAUUAAUUUAAAUUGUCCCUGCUUUUUGUUUUGCAGUAAAUGCAGCAAACAUAUAAUUGCUUCUCAAGCGAUACUUGCAGAUGUUGAAUAAAAAAAUAAUGUUUGCUUUUGAAAAAAAAUAAUUUUUUUUGGUGUUUUUUUUUUUUUUAGGAAAAUCUUAAUUGAAACAGAUGGUUCUUUUUUCAUGCCGUUGCCGUGUAAUUACUUUUACAGUUCUAAUGUGUGACCGAAAUGUCACCCUAAAUAUAGAAAACCUGCUGCGUGUCAAAAACAAAAGUAAAACCGCCUUCAAGUGAUCUCAUUUAUAUACCUGACAUUUUCUGAUCUAGAACUUUCAUGAAAAGUAUUUCAUGUAGAAAUAAGUCCGGCGAAUUCUGACUUGAAAACACUUAAUCACAGCUGUUCAUCGGAGAAUUUCUUAAAUAUCUUAAAUAUACAUUUUUAAGCCUAUUUUAUGUUGUGAAUAAAACUGACAAAAAGACAACUGAUGUAUUGCCAAAUAUGCUGACGAGAUAUAUUUGUCUAUUUUACAAUUAUUAAAUGGGAAUUUAUAUUUAAGAUGCUGCAAAACAGCUGUUAAACAGUGCACUUUUGGAAAGGCUUUUUGAUUGUUUGUAUUGUAAAAGCCUUUGAGCCGCUGAUGAAUGGCUUUUCUUUCCUGUUGAAUGUAGUUCAGUGUCUUUGAAGAUGUUUUACUGCUGGAUUUGCCCAGAGGGAAGCUUGAACUCUAUUUUACCUGUAAAUGACUUGAAAAUGUUUUAUGACAAUAACAUUUACAUACUAAAUAUUUAUAACAAAGACCUGAAAAUCAUUGUUUAAUAAAUAGGA
This is a messenger RNA of Cololabis saira (Pacific saury), 6310 nucleotides long. Its product is annotated as FYVE and coiled-coil domain-containing protein 1-like. Lineage: Eukaryota; Metazoa; Chordata; Actinopteri; Beloniformes; Belonidae. Bases 93 to 4547 code for a protein of 1484 amino acids. Gene Ontology annotation, biological process: plus-end-directed vesicle transport along microtubule; positive regulation of autophagosome maturation. The transcript has 18 exons. Gene Ontology annotation, cellular component: late endosome; autophagosome; lysosome. Gene Ontology annotation, molecular function: metal ion binding. The record is from RefSeq and is a predicted model, not a curated record.